Messenger RNA from Raphanus sativus (radish), 1599 nucleotides. Its product is annotated as inositol-pentakisphosphate 2-kinase-like. The coding region runs from base 193 to 1566 and encodes 457 amino acids. Gene Ontology annotation, cellular component: nucleus. The transcript is spliced from 8 exons. Gene Ontology annotation, biological process: inositol phosphate biosynthetic process. The record is from RefSeq and is a predicted model, not a curated record. Lineage: Eukaryota; Viridiplantae; Streptophyta; Magnoliopsida; Brassicales; Brassicaceae. Gene Ontology annotation, molecular function: inositol-1,3,4,5,6-pentakisphosphate 2-kinase activity; ATP binding.
UCAAAAGAAAAAACAUACAUCAAUCCGGCCGUCUCAUACUGAUACAGUGAUACCUAUUCAUUUCGAAGCAAUCACAAAAUAAAUCUGUAAACCUAAUCAACUCACGAAAUCCCAUCACGGUUUGAUUGUAAUCGAGAUCACUUCUCGCUGCAACACAUACAUCAUAUUAGCUUCAUUGUUUCAAAACUAAAGAUGGAGAUUGGUUUGGAGCCAAAGGAUGCAGUUGAUUGGUCUUAUAGAGGCGAAGGAGCUGUUAAUUUGGUUCUCGCUUACACUGGAUCCUCUCCCUCUUUUCUGGGAAAGAUGAUGAGAAUACAGAAAAUGCCAAAUGAUGGGAAAGAAGAUAAUGGAAACACAAGUGGAAAUGGUCUCACGUCUCAUGAAAAGGUUAUAUGGGGAGAGUGCAAGGAAGUUGUUUCUUGCCAGAACAAGGAGAUUGUGGAGUUUUUGUUUGUCAAACAUGUCAUGAGACCUUUGUUGGGUCAUAAACAUGUCAAUCCUGGAAUGCGUCUUCUUGUAGCAAAGGAGUUUCUUGAGUCUGUUGAGAACAUUGUGACAUCUCAGCGACCUUCUUGGCGUGCUGAUGCAGCCUGUGUGGAUACUAACCGCAAUUCCGUUCUUCUGAUGGAUGAUUUGACACUUUUCGCCCACGGUCGUGUUGAGGAUAAACCAUGCUUAAGUGUUGAAAUAAAGCCAAAAUGUGGAUUCCUUCCUUCUUCAAGUUUCAUAGCACAAGAAAAUGUUAUCAAGAAGGGUAAAACUCGUUUUGAGAUGCACCAAGUUCUGAAGCUUCAAGAAAAUGAGAUCUCAGAGAUCAGUGAAUAUGAUCCUUUGGACCUAUUCUCUGGAUCAAAAGAUAGAAUACACAAAGCAAUAAGAGCACUAUACGCAACUCCUCAGAACAACUUCCGCGUGUUCUUGAACGGCUCUCUCGUAUUUGGAGGCUUAGGUGGUGGCACAUGCAAGACAACCUCAAAGGUUGAACAAGACUUUGAGCAUAUACUCAAAGAUAUCAUCAAGACCAAAGAUGGUCCACGUGCAAAUCAUUUCAUAGAGCUUGUUGCAGAAACCGUUUACACCUCUGGGGUUCUAGAUCAUCUUCUGGAUGUUCAAAAGCUAGACAAGUAUAACAUCGAAGGAGCGAUUCACGUGUACUAUGACCUUAUUAACCAGCCAUGCAAAGUGUGCAAAGAGUUGGAGAAGAGUACAAAGUCAUCAGCAAGUCAAUUUAGCUCCAUGCAUUUGAUUCCGAUGGCUGAGAAAGUGAAUGUUUUGAAGGAGUUCUUGAUAUCUGCCACUGCAAAAGAUUGCAGUGUAAUGAUAAGCUUUAGAUCAACAAAUGAUGUGAUCUCAAGGUCCUCUUCUCAUAGUAAUCUGCAUCUUGAAUCAGCAAAGCAAGAAUUCGAUUACAAGGUACAUUUCAUUGAUCUUGAUAUGAGACCACUGAAGAAAAUGGAAGUCUAUUAUGAACUAGACAAGAAGAUCAUGAAGACAUACUUGGAGAUGAUGAAAAAGAAAGAAGCAUUAUUGGGAGGAGAGAGGAGAGCUCAGCGUCAGUGCUUCUAAAAACUAUAAAUAAAAGUUGAUGAGAUGAAAACC